CACGUCGCUAUGGUAACGGAUACAAUUUAGCACAGAUUAGCUUGUUAGCAGCCGUCUGCCUUUCUCUCUGUUGUUGUUUACUCGCGUUACAUUAUUGACAUGCCAUGGAGGGGACAGACACGUACCUCAUACGACCGAAUCAUCAGCACAAGUUUAAGCCAGCCAUUGUGAAAGAGUGUAUUCGUGAAACGGUGAGGGAGCGGCUGUCUGGGAUGCGGUACGACCCCGAGGAAGCCCCAGAGCUGUCCCGAUCACUGGCAGAUUGCAUUAAGGACAAAGUGAAGAGUGCAGGAUUCGACAGAUAUAAGCUUGUUGUGCAGGUGGUCAUUGGAGAACAACGAGGACAAGGAGUCAAGAUGUCCUCAAGGUGUUUGUGGGAUGCUGACACAGACAACUAUGCAGAAGAUGUUUUCAUGAACGACAGCUUGGUCUGUGUGGUGGCGGUUUUUGGAAGCUAUUACUACUGAGGACAAGAGGAUGAAAAGAUGAGCGUUGAACAUCCAAGCGGGACUCCUCCCUCGCCGUCAGACCUUCGGGUCCAUGGUGCACUGAUCUGAAGCGACUGUGUGUGGAACCGCUGCUUCUUGAGAUCCACACAGAAAAACAUCCAGUGUAGAAGUGACAGAUGUCUGCGCAGACACUGUAGUCGAUUUAAAAUGAAGGAAUUCACCAGGAUUUUCUGACUUGGCAAGAUGAUUAUUAUAAAAACUGAGGCCUCUUGUAUGGGUAAUAAAAUAUGGAUAAUUUGACAAG
Messenger RNA from Morone saxatilis (striped sea-bass), 753 nucleotides. It is a transcript of the gene tctex1d2, whose product is annotated as Tctex1 domain containing 2. Lineage: Eukaryota; Metazoa; Chordata; Actinopteri; Moronidae. The record is from RefSeq and is a predicted model, not a curated record. Gene Ontology annotation, molecular function: dynein intermediate chain binding. Gene Ontology annotation, biological process: microtubule-based movement. The coding region runs from base 105 to 467 and encodes 120 amino acids. The transcript has 5 exons. Gene Ontology annotation, cellular component: cytoplasmic dynein complex; cytoplasm.